Molecule: messenger RNA, 403 nt
Organism: Botrytis cinerea B05.10
Lineage: Eukaryota; Fungi; Ascomycota; Leotiomycetes; Helotiales; Sclerotiniaceae
Exons: 2
Coding region: 155-403 (82 amino acids)
Source: RefSeq, a predicted model, not a curated record
GGACGCGAAAGAGAGCGACCGCUCGGCCAAACUAAACCUACUGCAAUAAAUCCUUCACACUUCAUCUUCGAAUACCAGAUUAAAGUUCUGGUUAUGGUAAAUCACUCAAAUUCGCCGCUUAGCAGGGCCAAAAACACACAAAGUGUGGUUCAGAAUGGGUUAUCCAAAGAACUUGUCGACUUGCGUCAAACUGCAGAUGUUCACUCAGAUCAAAAGAUGUUUAAUGGAGCAGGUAUUUAUUAGGCCGUAUUCUAUUCAUGUCCGGGUAAAAUCUGCUGCUGCCUUCAAUGAUGAUGCGCCCCAAUACCAACUCCAAUUGCGACAUGAUGAUGAACAACAACAAGACUCUGCUGGUCGUACGAAAACCAAUCCAGAGAGAUUAGAUAUGAGUGCAACUGGUUAG